AUGUCCAGUAGCAACGCAGAAAUGUUAUCUAGCCCCACAUCCCUGUCCUCCUUCACAUCGGACAAGCAAGAGAGUGACAUACUGAAAAAGUCCAUUGCCAUGAUGGCAUCGGACGCAUUCCGUGGGAAUGCCCAGCAAUGGGAUCGCGAGGCUCUCAUUGAAAUGGCCAAUUCGUUGGGUGGACCUCGCAUGCAAUUGAUUCAUUCCACUGUCAUUGAAGAGUUGGGUAGAAUCCCACGAAGUAGCGAGGGAUAUGCGCAAGAUGCCAUUGAACUCGUGGCGAACCACGCCGAAGUCUUCUUUUUCAGCCACCAGUGGCUGCGUCCCAAUCCAGAAAAUCCAAAGAAAUCACAUCCCGAUUCCGCAGACAAUAUCAAGGCCAAAGUCCUCAUUGAGUUUGUCAAGUGGAGAAGGAGUUGGGUUACCUUCCACCAUGGAUUCUUUCCGAAUAUUUGUUUCUGGAUUGAUUAUUGCUGUCAUGACCAAGACAAUUUAGAAUUGGGAUUUUCCCUUCUUCCCAUUUGGACCGCCUGUUGCGAACGCUUUCUACGAUUCGAAACACCUACCUAUCAUUCCAGAGUCUGGUGUCGGCUGGAACCCUUGCUGUCAGCCAAGUUCUCUUACGCAGAUCAUCAUGUGGUCAUUCAUGCAAACUACAAGAACCAAUGGCCCGACAUUGGAAGAACGUCCGAAUCCCUAUUGUUGGAUCCCCGCGAAGGACAUUUGACCGAUCCCCGGGAUGCUGCAAAGCUGCAACCUUUGGUUUCUUUGGCGGUAGAUUCUAGCAGUCAUGGGACAAGGCCAAUACAUUUGGGGAAAACGACAAUCAAAACAAUUCUACUGUAA
This is a messenger RNA of Seminavis robusta, 846 nucleotides long. NCBI's taxonomy places the organism in Eukaryota, Bacillariophyta, Bacillariophyceae, Naviculales, Naviculaceae. The record is from the annotation of a GenBank genome assembly.